GCCGGAGAUGGGCAUUGAAAGCUGCGCUGUGUGAGCCGGUGCGAUCACUGAGUGACAGGCUGCCCGUACUCUGCUCUGAUCCCGGAGAGCCCCGGACUCCAUACACCCGGAUCCACCGCUCCACCAACAGGUGUACCCAACAAUCAGGAGCCAGCUCUGUCCUGGAGUUGAAGCCAGCAGCCCCCCAGACCUCUGAUCAUGAAUGGUAGAAGUCAAGCAUGGCUCAGAGUAACUGUCUUGCUAUUCAUAGCUCCAACAGUUGCUGCAAUGCUCAUUCCCAAUAGCACACAAUUAGAAGGCCUCCUGGAGAAGUACAUGGAGGAGGAUGGCGAGUGGUGGGUCGCCAAGCAGAGAGGAAAAAGAGCCAUCACCGAGAGCGACAUGAAGCUCAUUCUGGAUCUGCAUAAUAAAUUAAGAGGAGAAGUAUAUCCACCGGCCUCGAAUAUGGAGUAUAUGGUAUGGGACGUGGAGCUUGAACGAUCUGCUGAAGAAUGGGCAUCUACUUGUUUAUGGGAACAUGGUCCAGCAAAUUUGCUCCCAUCCAUUGGACAGAACCUCGGGGCUCACUGGGGGAGAUACAGGCCUCCAACCUACCAUGUCCAGGCUUGGUAUGAUGAAGUGAGAGAUUACACAUUUCCAUAUCCACAAGAAUGUAACCCCUACUGCCCAUUUAGGUGUUCAGGACCUGUUUGCACUCACUAUACACAGCUUGUUUGGGCAACGAGUAGCAGAAUUGGUUGUGCCAUAAACCUGUGUCAUAACAUGAACGUUUGGGGGCAAAUCUGGCCGAAGGCAAUCUAUUUAGUGUGCAAUUAUUCUCCAAAAGGAAACUGGUGGGGACAUGCUCCAUAUAAACAUGGCCGUUCUUGUUCUGCUUGCCCACCCAGCUAUGGAGGAGGAUGCAGAGACAAUCUUUGUUACAGAGAAGGUUCAGAAUUUCACUAUCCUAUACCUGAACCGGAGGAAGAGACAAAUGAAAUUGAGAGGCAGCGAUCCAAAGCUAUUGAUACCACCUCGCAGAGCAGAGCAAGAACUCAUUCCCCAACCUCUUCAACCAGGCCCGAUGCUUACAAUAGCAAUGAAGUGGUCAGCACAGAGCAAAUGUCUCAAAUCGUGUCUUGUGAAGUACGACUGAGGGACCAGUGUAAAGGGACAACGUGCAACAGAUAUGAAUGUUCAGCUGGCUGUUUGGAGAACACAGCAAAAGUAAUAGGAAGUGUACAUUAUGAGAUGCAAUCAAGUAUUUGCAGAGCAGCCAUACAUGCUGGUAUAAUAGACAAUGAUGGAGGAUGGGUGGAUGUCACAAGACAAGGAAGAAGAAAUUAUUUCAUCAAAUCCUAUAGAAACGGAAUUCAGUCAAUCGGCAAAUAUCAGUCUGCAAACACAUUCACAAUUUCCAAAGUAGCAUUUCAGGCUGUGACGUGUGAAACAACCGUAGAACAAAUGUGCCCUUUUCAGGCUCCAGCGUCACAUUGUCCCAGAGUAUACUGUCCACGUAAUUGUGCUCAAGCAAGUCCACAUUAUGCUCGAGUCUUUGGAACCCGCAUUUAUUCUGAUAUAUCUAGUAUUUGCAAAGCAGCUCUACAUGCUGGGGUGGUCCGCAAUCUUCAAGGAGGCUACGUGGACGUUAUGCCAAUUGAUAAGAAGAGACACUACUUUGGAUCAACCCAGAAUGGGAUCACUUCAGAGAGUUUACAUAAUCCACUAGGCAGCAAGGCUUUCAGAAUCUUCGCCGUCAUCUGAAACUGUUGAAAAGAAGCAUUUGGAAAGCUCAGCAAUCAAGGAGUAACUGUUUCAAAGUUUGUAUAAAGAUGUAUUGUUGUUGUACAGAAUAUAGCACCCAUUUUAAUAUAAUACGGUAUGUAUGUGGAUCAUAGAAUAUUUUGGCAGAAUGAAAAACAGAAAAUUUAAAAAAGAGAAAUAAUGUAUUUUAUAAAUUCCUGCUGUAAUUUGUCCCUUGUCAGCAUUCAAGCUAUAUGGUACCACUUGUGUUGUAAAAACGAUAUCUUUACAUAACAUACAUUUAAUGCCACAGUUGGUGAGGAAUACUUUAUAUGUUAAUAAUAAGCAGUGCUUCUGCUGCUGUCUUUAUCAAUUUUCUAUUUCCUAUAUUUGCCUCAUGCUAAUAGAAAGAACGAGAGUCACUGAUGAAAGACAGAUAUGAAACAUAAUUGCUGGGCAGCUGCUAUCAGCUAUAGAAUACCCAAAUCAACUUUUGAAAUUGUGAAUAUGGUCAAUACAUCUUAGUAUUAUUGCUUCAUUCAAUUGAUACAGAAAGUUGUAUAACUUUUGAAGGAUAGGCCUAAAAUAUCAGUUUCUUAAAAGUUAUUUUCUUUCCUUAACUUUUAAAGACAACCAUCAUGUAAUUAUAGGAGUAAUUUUGCAUCUGCUGUUCUGCAAUUUGAAAAUAUACAACAUGAAUAUAUUUAAAAAUGGCAUUGAUGUUGCCCUUCGUUUGAAAUGCUUGACAGAUACUGCCCCUACCACUGAGGCAAAUGUUAGGUUGGUCACCUAUACUAAAACUGAUAUUAUGAAAUUGUUUAAAGCGGGGGUUCACCGUAAAAACAAUUUUCUAACAUUACAUUGA
Molecule: messenger RNA, 2587 nt
Organism: Rana temporaria (common frog)
Lineage: Eukaryota; Metazoa; Chordata; Amphibia; Anura; Ranidae
Gene: CRISPLD1
Product: cysteine rich secretory protein LCCL domain containing 1
Exons: 15
Coding region: 199-1743 (514 amino acids)
Cellular component (GO): extracellular region
Source: RefSeq, a predicted model, not a curated record